GCACAUGGUAGGUCUCGAUCAGGCAAAGUCAGUUCUUGUAGGGAGCUGCUCACUGCUCCUUCCUCCAUCAUCAUUCCUGCGGGGUAGGCCUAUUCAUUUCAUAAAGUUAGAGCCACAGCGCGUGUUUCGAAGUCGUUUCUCCGUGGAUGCAUAUCCAAACUGACACUGAAUAGCCUACUACCGUUCUAGCCAAGAGGAGAACGGACACCGAAUACUACCGUUCUAACCAAUAUAACGCUGGGGAUUCAACAGGUGUUCCGUUGACCGGAAUGGAGUACACUUAUGAUGUCGAUUUGGAAGAGCUAUGUCCUGUUUGUGGCGAUAAGGUGUCGGGAUACCACUAUGGACUACUGACGUGUGAAAGCUGUAAGGGUUUCUUCAAAAGAACGGUUCAAAACAAUAAGAGGUAUACAUGUGCAGAAAACCAGGAUUGUAAAAUUGACAAAACUCAGAGGAAACGGUGUCCAUUUUGUCGGUUUCAGAAAUGCCUGAAUGUUGGAAUGCGAUUAGAAGCUGUCCGUGCCGAUCGCAUGCGAGGAGGCCGGAAUAAGUUUGGCCCCAUGUACAAGCGCGACCGAGCCCUCAAGCAGCAGAAGAAAGCGUUGAUUCGAGCCACCGGCCUCAAGAUGGAGACCACCCCUCCGAUGCUCUCCCCUGACACCCAGACAGACUACACUUUCACGGGCAGUCUCCCGGGCCUCCAUCCGCUCCCCAAGGGCAUCCUCCACACCACCACGACCCCCAUCGCCCCCACAGACUACGACCGCAGCCUCUACGGACCCCCCUCACUGGGCAUGGCUAUGCCUGGACUCCCCCCCCAUGCACCCUUACCCCCCCAGUACCAGUACGCCUCCUUCCCCAGCAGGGCGAUCAAGUCCGAGUACCCAGACCACUACACAAGCUCCCCAGACUCGGUAGUGGGCAGCUACACCUACCCGGAGCAGGUAUACUCUGGACCGGGCUCUCCGAAGGUCCCCGGGGUGCCUCAGCUGGUGCUGGAGUUUCUGCGAUGUGACCCGGACGAGCUGCAGGUACAGAGUAAGAUCGCUGCUCACCUUCAGCAGGAGCAGAGUGGCCAGGGGGGCAAGGGUCAGGAGAGACUCAGCCCCUUCAGCCUAAUGUGUCACAUGGCCGACCAGACGCUCUUCUCCAUCGUGGAGUGGGCCCGAAGCUGCAUCUUCUUCAAGGAGCUCAAGGUGGGAGAUCAGAUGAAGCUGCUUCACAACUGCUGGAGCGAGCUGCUGGUGUUGGACUUCAUCUCCAGGCAAGUCCAACACGGCAAGGAGGGCAGCGUGCUACUGGUCACAGGGCAGGAGGUGGAGCUGGCGUCCAUAGCGUCCCAGGCAGGAGCCACUCUCACAAGCCUGGUGCAGAGAGGACAGGAGCUAGUUGAGAAACUACAGACCCUACAGGCGGACCGCAGAGAAAUUGCCUGCUUCAAGUUCCUCAUCCUCUUCAACCCCGAUGUGAAGCUACUGGAGAGCCAGGCGUUCGUGGAGGGUGUCCAGGAGCAGGUGAACGGGGCUCUGCUGGAGUACACCAUGUGUGCUUACCCCCAGCACCUGGACAAGUUCAGCCGGCUGCUGAUGCGCCUGCCUGAGCUCAAGGCCUUGUCGGCACAGGCCGAGGACUACCUCUGCUACAAGCACCUGAGCGGAGAGGUGCCCUGCAACAACCUGCUCAUCGAGAUGCUGCACGCCAAGAGGGCGUGCGCGUGAGGAGGGCACACGUUUGUGUGUGUGUGUGUGUGUGUGUGUGUGUGUUUGUGUUUGUGUGUGUUAGUGUUUUUGACAAGAGGGAAGAGAGGAGGUGUGUGUGGGUGUCCACAUGUUAAAGAGAUAGAGUGUGAGAAAGGCAGAGGAGA
Molecule: messenger RNA, 1864 nt
Organism: Salmo salar (Atlantic salmon)
Lineage: Eukaryota; Metazoa; Chordata; Actinopteri; Salmoniformes; Salmonidae
Source: RefSeq, a predicted model, not a curated record